Molecule: messenger RNA, 282 nt
Organism: Stegostoma tigrinum
Lineage: Eukaryota; Metazoa; Chordata; Chondrichthyes; Orectolobiformes; Stegostomatidae
Product: complement C3 alpha chain-like
Exons: 2
Coding region: 47-274 (75 amino acids)
Source: RefSeq, a predicted model, not a curated record
CUUGCAUGGCUUGGAUAACACUUGCACAUUUAAAAAAAAUGUAAGGAUGAUGAUUGUGAUGUUGGUAACUGGAAAGCCUCCAUUGUUGGAGGACGAGAAGCCGUAUCUAAUUGAAGCAGCACGGGCUUUUGCGAUGACUGUGGAAACCACUGCUUAUGCCUUGCUUCAAGCAUUGUCAAGGAAUGAUUUUGACUAUGCAACACCGAUUGUGAGGUGGCUAACGAUGCAACAGAACUAUGGUGGUGGAUUUCACUCGACGCAGGUAAAUGCUUGAGAUCACAA